Messenger RNA from Paramuricea clavata, 360 nucleotides. The record is from the annotation of a GenBank genome assembly. NCBI's taxonomy places the organism in Eukaryota, Metazoa, Cnidaria, Anthozoa, Malacalcyonacea, Plexauridae.
AUUUCCGUCAAUGGACUUCGAGAAUUGGUAGCGUAUAUUGAUAGCCUCACGUUUAAUGCAGUCUAUGGAAGUCAUUACUACAUCAUACCCAAGAGAUUGAGUCAGGAUAUUGUGGAAUCAUUUUUCUCGUUGCAAAGGCAAUCUUGUGGUGGUUCAAGCAAUAUGACUGCCUAUGCAUACGGGUACAAUGUAAACAGUGCCAUAUCAUAUCAAGCAGCCAAAUCUAUUGCCAAAAAGCAAACAAAUGUAUUUCAGGCUGAUGCAGGUGAAUUAUGUAAGGUAGAUCAGGCAAAUAACCUUCCGAGAAGAGUUAAUGUUGACAGCAUUUUUUCUCAAAACAUGUGGGCUAUUCAAAUUUGA